CAGGCAAGGACAUGGCGGCAAAAAUGCACUCGGAUGUGAGUCGAAAGUGGCAAACUCGUUUGCCUAAACACCCAGUUUUCCGAGAGCUCUCUGCAAGGGUUGGUGAAGGAAAUUCAAGAGAAAGAGAGGAAUCGCCGGAAAGGAUAUCAAAAAACAUUUUAAUAGAAAAUGAUGGUGAAAUAUUUUUAUGGAAUUCCUCGAACACUCGUGUACUGACAGCUAAUCUGAAAAACUUACAUUUUGAAAAAGAACGGCCUGCUAAGUUCCAAGUAAGUUGAUAAAUCUCUAUGAUUCUAUAGGGUUGACUGACUGAUUAGCUAAUUGAAUUACCGAGUGACUGUUAAUUAACUGAGUGAACUAGUGACAGACAGUGGGUUACUGACUUACUAAUUGGAUCGAACGAUUGAUAGUUUUACUGGUUGCUGGGAUGAUUGAGUGAUGGGUGGAAAGAUUGACUGAAAGUCCAAUUGAUUUUUGGAGAGAUUGAUUGAUAGAUUGACUGAUAGUUUGAUUGGUUAGUAGAGUGAUUGAUAGACAGAAUUAUUGACUAAUUGAAUAAUUAAGUAGUUGGACUGCAAGACUGAUCAAUUGCCAGAUUUAACCUCUGAUUGAUUCUUUCAUCAAUUAAUUGAUAGUAUCAUUGACUGAUAAAAUGGUUAACUGAUUUUUCUCCUUCAACCCUUUUGACAUGAUCUAUGAACAUGUAUUAUGACUUAAAGAACUUUACUGGUAAGGUCAGAACAAAAUCACCCCAAUUAAAAAAAAAUUCCACAAAUGCAUAUGGUUUUUUGAUGAAAGGAGACAAUGGCAAAAACAAUGGAUAAGCUUUGGGACUGGGGUUUUGUUAAGAAUAGAAUAGAGUGGUAUAUACUGAAACCUGUCCAAAUGUUCCCAUACUAGACCCAUUACACCCUAACAUCAGUAUACAUGUAUAUUCUCCACACUUUCCUUUACUCAUUUUUGUGGUAUUUACAAGGAGAAAUUGUCAGAUAAUCAAUAACUUUAUUAGGUAGUGAUCAUUUUCAUUAUUCUCAUGACCUUAGUGAUUCAGAGUUGAUUUCACAAGGAGAAAUAAGAUGACAGUCACUCUCAGGUGUUAAAAGGUUAUAAAUGUAAAAUCUCUGUUUAAAUUUUGUCCACAGUCUUUUGUAUGCACUGAGGCUCCUUUAUUUGAUGUGCAUUCCAUGCUGUUCAGUGCUUCGUCAAAGUACCUUUUGCUUGUAGGACAAAGAGGAAUAAUGGUUCUUGAGAUGCCAAUGAGAUGGGGAAAGUUUGCUGCAUAUGAUGGUGGCAGUGAAUCAGUUCUCUGCAGGUACACUGUUUUAGCUGUGAAUCUCUGAAUUUGCUGACCACAUAACCAUUUAGGUCCAAUAUGUGAACAGCUGAUGAGAAUAGACCAACUCAUCAGCUACAUGGUAGAGGGAGCUGACUUGAUUUAAAACCUAAUUUUCUUGACUAAUUUACAAUAAAAACUAAAGAUAGUUAGAAGAGAGAAUUGUCAAUCUGAUCAUGGGAGUGAAAGGUUAAAGUGAAAUUUAUUAUUUUACCCAGAGUGUUCCAUUGCUUCAUUCAGUUGUGCUUAUAAAUAAAUGGAAUGGUUAUAUGGUUAUUAUUUUUUUUUUUUCAAUGCUUUCAGCCUCCAGACAUGCUAUCUUUAAUUUACCUGUUCAUAAAUGAUUUGUUUCAGGACAAUUCCUAUUGAUUCAAGAUUCUUUGUUACAAAUCACAAGUUAAAGGUCCUUGAUGUCAAAUGGCAUCCAGGAAGCCAAACUGAUACUCAUCUUAUGGUGCUUACAUCAGACAAUAACUUGAGGUAUUCUGUGGUUUUAGUUAUUGCUUUACACCUAGCAUCAGUAUGCAUAUUCUCCAUACUGUUCUCAGUAAAUUUCUAAAGGUGCUGACAAGGAGAAUUGCUUAACAAUCAAGAGGCUCUUUAGUUGGUGAUCAUUUUCUUUAUUCUCGUGUCCUAAGUGUGUGAUUCAGGGGUGAUAUUGUUGGGAAUAAUUAGGUGCUAAUCAUUCUUUGGGGUCAACGCAUUAUUGAAAAUCAAAUUUUUGUCGAUAAAAACUUGAUAAAUGAACCUCCUUAUGGAGGCAGCCUGAGCAGUGGUGUAGUUUAUUUUCCUUUUGUCAAUUUGUUUUUAUUUCAUCAUCAAUUUGGUUUAUCUUCCUUUUUACAAUCUGUUGUCUUUGACAGACUUUACAACAUCCUCAAGCCAUCUUCGCCGGAAGAAACCAUUUCCUUAGGGGAGUCCUCUUCCCUGACGGCUGAAUACAGUCAGAAGUCAAUAUCUAUUGGAUCUUCAUUGACAUUUGCAGCUGCUCUUGGAGAGAAAGCAAUUGCAUUUGAUUUUGCACCAGCUGUUAGAGAUACCAACCCAAAAGCAAGACUAAGCUCCAGUGAUUCUGAACCAGAUGUUGCUUACCCUGUUUUCAUUUUGAGAGAAAAUGGAGACAUCUUUUAUCUUCUUCACAGAAUCUCUCAGAUCCGGUACAUAACCCUUUACUUUUCAAUAGUAACCAGAACUAUAUCAGUAGUUUUAUACUUAUAAGUCUUGGUAAUGCUGACCUCAAAUUUCAGCAGUGAUACUUCACACAAAUAGUCCUUAGAAAGAGAACAAAAUUUGCUUCUGAAAUUGCUGCACAAAAUAUUACUUCAUUUAUAUGUAAUUCUCUUUCAGUGACCUACAUGUAUGUGUCAAUGUAUUUUUGUAUUGGAUCCUUCACUAGAAUAGAAUAGUUUGCUUUUUCUUCUCCAUACUAACCCACCUACUAUUGAGGUGGUGUUACUUUUGAUGUUAUCUUUACUUUAAAUGUGUUGAUUUACUUGUGCUGUAAUCUGUACUUUUACGUAUUAUUUUGAGCUGAUUUACAUGCAACUUAUACUAUUGUGUUUUAAGUACCAGUAGGGUAUGAUAUCUGAUUUCCUCCAUUUUAACAGGCAUCAACCAAAAGUUUAUGGUCCUGUUACAAUGUUCCCUGCAGCAGAUGAUAAUUAUGGUCAGGAUUCUUGCUCUUUACUGUGUCUUCAGUGUCAACCCCCUGUUAUUGCCAUGGCAACAGCAAGUGGAAAAAUUUAUCACUGUAUUGCUUUGGAAUCUGAAGAAUCUGAUGAUGCAGAGGAGGUAUUUUUUGUUCCUCUACAUUUCUCAAUAAAAACCCUGUGUUUCAACGUUAUUAAUUGUUUUUUAACUAGUUAUUUACUAGGUAGCCAUGGUAACUUUAUCGUAACUUUAAUGAGAUGAUGAUACAAGCAUCAAGUUGUAUGUCAAAGGUGUUAAAAAGCUGAUGUAUUUUCAGGAAGAAGUCUCCUGGAGCAGACAUGAACAGACUCAAACCAAUAGCUUUCACGGAAAGCUUUCACUCUUGGUUCAUGAAUGUGUUGAACUCCAGCUGUCUUUACUGGAUGAUGGAACAGGAUCCCAAUUUGAUAGGAGCUCUUCAGAAGAGGAGUCUGAUGAAAAUGAAAACUUGUUCAUUUUGAGACUCCAGCGAGGUACCAGCCUGUGAAUUUUUUAUAGCAGGGAAUACCAUGCUUUAUGGGAUCUUCUUUAAUAACAAAUAGCAAACAAGAUGUAGGAAGGCAGUGUGGCCAAGUGGUUAGGGCACUGGUUUGUAAUCUGGUGGUCCCAGGUUCAAGCCUUCUACCCUGAUACUCACUGAUUGGUUCUCAGUUGCCCCAAGUUGAACUCCCUGGCUGCACUUCAUAUUUAGCUAACCAAUCUGCCUUCUGCCAGUUGGAAUUUUUAGACACUAUGUUUAUUCAUUCAUUUACUUUUUCAUAUUCGCCCUGAACAACCCCAUUGGGGAAGUGGUCAAUUAAGUGUAUAUUCAAGUAUACAGACAUCUUUCACUGAAACCAUAAUAAUAUAAUCAACUUUUUUAGUUAGUAAUGAUGGAACCUGCUAUGAAUUUACUCAGGAAACUGAAAAACUUCAGUAGGUAAUCUAGAGUUUGUACUUGUCUUGAAAAUCCUUGAAAUUGUUAAAAUUUCUAGCAUCAUUUUCUAAGCCUGGAAAGCUGAGGAAUUUGAGUGUGGACCAUAGAAAGUCAUGGAAUGUUUUUAGUUGAAAAGAGUGUAGACACUGUAGUCUUUUGAAGGUAAAUAUUGUAUUAUAAAGUUGUUGAAGUGGCUCCAAGUCUCAAAAUUUGUUUCCCUUCAGAUCCAGUGUCUCCUUAUCUGUAUCACUGUUCUCAUAUUGCUGGAGUACACACUGUUUCAUUGCCUUGGACCAAGAAACUACAGAGUUUUUGUGUGCAAGGUAAAUUUGGGCAGAUGGAAAACUAGUUUGCAGAGUGUUAAUAAGCAUUUCAAAAUCAAGCAGUGUAUGUACAAAACAUCAUUGAAAAUACUCUUUAUAUGUGGAACAGCAUCUAAAAUAUAUUUUCUCUGUGACAUGAAGAGCUCUAAGAUAUAGGAAAAAUGUCUAUGAUAUGUGCCUACCAUAUAGAGAUAGUGGCAUGUGGGGAUUUUCAGAUUUUUCUUAACCCUUUAAGUCCCACUAGUGACCAAGACAGAAUUUCUCCUUACACUAUCAAUAUGAUAUCAAGCAGACAAGUAAUGAGAGUGAAGAAAAAUAUCAAUUAGGGGAUUAUUGGUUGAUCCAAUACCAAAUUCUCCAAAUUAGAAUCAUAUGAAUUGUAUGGCAGACAGUAAGGAGAAUUACUAAUGAGAUCUUGGGAGUUAAAGGGUUAAUGUAAAAAGGUAAAUUAUUAGUUAAUUGAAGCAUUUUUUCCCAAAUUUUGACUCUUUUCCAGAUGAUAAGAGUUACUUUGACAUUGAUGAAGCAGCCACUGUUUAUCACAUGAUAUGUACAUCACCAACAGCAAGGUAUGUAAGGAUUUGGUGAUAAAUAAUCAUGCUCAGGAUUUUUCAUGGUGGCUGUAUUAAUUAAGGCAAGUUGAGAAUGCUUAUUUUGAUUUAUGAGUUUAUUAUGUAAACUUAUUGUGUUUUUUUUGCACACGUUGUUUCAGUGCACUAUCUCCAGUGCUUGGUGUUGGUGUGAUAAAUAGCAAAAUCCUUGGUUCUGCAAUACUAUGUUUGACCUCAAAGAUGGAAUGUAUUGUUCAACCUUUGAAGUAAGAAUUAUUGACAUAUAUCUCUGUUUACUGUGAAUCAAUUAUAAAGUGCAUUGGUGAUCAAAAAUAUUUCACAAAUUACCCCUUAAAUGCAGUAGAUAAAAUUACUUGUGAAAAGUUUUAGAAAAUUUACAGUCAUGUUCUUGUCAAUGUCAGCUUUACAAACUGGUUUAUUCUUUCAGUUUCUUUUGUAUUAAAAAUAGUUUGGUCUUUGUAUUUCCUAUUUAGUUUGUUAGAUAGACCAUUUUCCCCUCCAACAACAGAUGCAGACCUAGAAACCAGCCAUGAAAGGUUGGUUUGUCAGUUUUAUGUAAAGAUUAAAAGUUUCCUCAAUAUUUCCUCUCUUCAAAUUAGACAUUUCUGGGGACCUAAGAUCAUGGAACAUUGUUAUUUAUUAACCCUUUAACCCCAGAGUGAUAAGCUCACAAUUUCUCCCAACAGUAUCACCCCUGAAUUAAACAUUAAGGUCAAGAGAAUAAAGAAAAUGACCACAAGGUCAAAAAGCUCUCGAUUAUUAUGCAAAUUAUCCUUAUCAGUACCAUAGGAAACAUGUAAAGAACAGUAUGGAGAACUUAUAAACUGAUGUUAGGAUGUGAUAUCUUACUCAUGGGCUUCUUCCUAACAUGUUAUUUACAGUGCUGGGCCUUCACCAAUAAGGCUACUGAAUGUUGGAUUAUUCAAAAGCCAGAUUGAGAAAAUUCUAUUAAGAAACACAUCAACUCCAUUGUUACAGUGAGUGCAUAACUAUGCUAUGAAAAUAUAUACAAAAAUUAGACAUUUAAUUGAUAACUAACAAUUAAUCUAUGAACCCUUUAACCCCUUACAGUGACUUGAAUCUGAUUUCUCCUUGAACAAACUUUAAGGCCAUGAGAAUGAAGGAGAUGAUCACCAACUAAAGAUGCUCUUGAUUUUUUUAAAAAAUUUUCCUUGUCAGCAGUUUAGGAAAUGUUUAGAGAUUUUGGAGAAUAUGUAUACUGAUGUUAAGGUGUAAAGGGUAAAUAAGCAACUCAGGUUUUAAAAUUAUGAUGGCCCUCUCCACCCCUUAAAUAAGCGUAGUGUUAGAGAGGAAUUCUCAGAAGUUUUUCUUGCUCAUGUUUGUUUUGUUUUUCCUCUUUGUUUUGUUUUUUAUCUUAACUGAUAUAAAAUGGCAUUAAUCUUACAGGGGUGGUGAAGAAUCUGAAAAAAUCUCACAGCAAGACCUUUAUCAGCUGCUUACACAAGCACAAGAAAUACUAAGAAAACAGUACAUUCAAAAACAAAAUGAAGCUAGGGAAGAGAUAGAAAAAAGGUAAACAUUGUGCAUCACAAGUACUAAUAAUGUACAGUAAUUAAAGAAAUUGGUAAGUGCUCCAAUUUAAGGCCAAUUUUGCUGUUAGACUAGUCCAGUGAUUACAAGAGUUGUGGUGAGAGGUAUUUAGUAUCCAGAAAGGAAGAUAAUCUUGAGGACAAUUUUGGCUGUUAACCCUUAAACUCCUUAAAGUGACUUGGAUCUAAGCUCUCCUUACAACAUCACUGCUGGAUCAAAUAUUAAGGUCAGGAGAAUUAGGAAAAAUGAUCGGAAACUAAAGCAGCUUGUGAUUGUGAAACAAAUUCUCCUUGUCAGUAUCAUAGGAAAUGUAUCAGGAACAGUAUGGAGAAUAUAAAUUGAUGUUAAGGUGUAAAUGGUUAAAUGAGACAAACAAGAAUAUCACUUGGAAGACUGUAAUCUCAAUUAUUGGCAACACUGCAGAAAUCUGAAAUGAUAUGCAGGAUAUAAAUCAUAGGGAGAAAGGGAGAAAGCUAUCCAGAAGAAAAUCAUAAUUUUACUGACAGCCAUUUAUUAAGUACUUAAAAUGAAAAAAAUAUUUUUUCUAGGAUCUCAAUCCUAAAAGAUCAGAAAGCACAGCAGACCCAAGAUUUGAAAAAAAUUAAAGAUGUCAGCAGCUACCUCAGAGACCAGGCUGAGAAACUGGCAGAAAGACUGGUGGAUACUUCAGAUAAACAUAUGCAACUUGUCCAAAGGUAAUAUCGCAUUUGAUGAUAGGCUAAUGUAUAAUCUACCUUCUUUUGUAAGAAACAUUCUCUAACCAGACACACAAUAACACCUCAGGCAAAGAAAAAUCCUAUUUUUAACCUCCCAAAUAGGAUACCUCUUUUCUUUGGACACUUUUGGUAGCCCCAAGGCUUUCUGCUAAGAUCCAACUGCACCAUGUACCGGUACUGUUUGUUUGAAGUGCUGUAAUCAAUUAGUUUCAUGGUGUUGAAACUAUCUGUCAUUAGAAUUUUCAUAGGUUGAAGUAACCUCAAAAUUCCCUUCCAAAUCACCUAUUUCUAAUAAGAAAGUUAAAUGAACAUGGGUUGCUAUCUGAUUUCAAUGAUUUUGUGCUCAACAGUUAUCAUGCCUAGUGUAAGAACUAUCAUAUUGCUUGCAGACUGGAAGCUCUCUACCACUAUGCUCACCAUGGUAUUCCAGUUCUCUCCUGUGCUGAGACUAAAAUGAAAGAAGAGUUAGAGGACAUUGAAAACUUUUUGAGGUUUCACAAGGACUCUUUACAACAGGUAAGACUGUUUCAAGCUGAAUUCAUACUUCAUUGAUUGUCCAAUAAAUUCUCACAGUUUGUCAGUGUGCCAAAAUUGGCAAUAUAAACUAUGAAACGUGAGCCAUGUUGGUGUACCAAGUCAGUCCAGUUGAUUUGAACACUUCUCCUAAAAUAACACCAAACACUUUCUUUUGUUCUAAUAAAUGUCUGAAGUGCUAUCAAAUUCAGAAACGUUCCAUUUUUAAUUCAAGAAGAAGUACUUCAGAAGCAUGUUAUUUCUAUUAUCAUAACUUCAUACAAUUUACACAAAUUAAUUUUGUUGGGGUACAGAGGGAGGGGAGGGGAGUGGGAGUGGUGGGUUGGGGAAGAGCAAAGAUUCUUCAAAGCAUUUUGCAUUGAUCACAAAGUUUGUUUCUUAAUUUGAUUCACAAUUAUUAAUUAUAUACUGAACAUAAGGAAGAUUCCAUCUGUCUUCUGCUUUGACAGUAAAUACCUUAAAGUCAAAUGUUUUUGGUUGCAGAUUAGAUUGAAACAUUUCUACUCCAAGAGAAGUCCAAGAAGGUCAUCAUCUUCAAAGUCACCAUUUGUUAAUGCAUCACAGCAGAGUAACAUUAGGAAAGUGCUAACUGAAGAGUGAGUACACUGCCAGUUAAAAUUAAUCAUAAAUCCCUUCCAUUGUACAUGUAUAUCAUUAUAUAAAUAGGAGCAUUAGAAAUUUGGCCAUGUUUCAAAAUUGUUUCCUGUUUGACUCAGCUGUUCCUCAAACCUGCACUGCUUCCUUAUUCAAGAUCCUUUGUUCUUCCUGCAUCUGAAUGCUUAGCAUAUUAACACCUCAACCCGCCACAAACUAGCAACGACUUUCUACUUUGAUUUUGAAAAUAAAUUUGUUUUUAUUUCCUGAUGAUGGAAACAACACACAUACAUGUAAUUUGUAAGCUUUAUUUUUACAUCAUGAAGGCUUUUGCUUAUCCUUUGCAGGAGUGAAGCGAUUUCUGACCUUGUGAAUCAAGUUAAAGAGCUAAAACUUCAAAUUGGACUAUAA
Molecule: messenger RNA, 8639 nt
Organism: Pocillopora meandrina
Lineage: Eukaryota; Metazoa; Cnidaria; Anthozoa; Scleractinia; Pocilloporidae
Source: the annotation of a GenBank genome assembly